GCUACCCACGCUUCCCGGAGAUCCAGCCUAGGCCGCGGAGCUCUGCCCUUGCUGGUCUAGCCCAGACGGCGGGUCUCUGCCCAAGGAAACUGCGCUCAGGCGGCGGAGCUCUCCCCAUGCAGGCGGGGCCGAGGCGGUAGAGCUCUGUCCGGUGGAGGGGCCGAGGCCUUUACGCUCCUCUCCCUCCCCUUGGAGAUAGAGGCCAGGCCGCUGCACCGUAGCAUCACCCUUGGAGGCGGGGCCGAGGCUUCGGAGCCCCCCUCUCAGAGGUAGGGCCGAUGCCAAGGUGCUCCCUAGUCCGGGCGACGUAGACGCAUUGGCGCUCCACCCCUGGAGGCCGGGCCGAGGCGUCGGACCCUCCCCCUAGGAGGCGGGGCCGAGGAAGCCGGCCUUCCCCCACCCCCUCGGAGGCGGGGCCGUGGCAUUGGAGCGCCCCUUCUGGAGGCCGGGCCGUUGCGUCGCAGCAUCUCCCUAGGAGGCCGGGCCGUUGCUUCGCAGCAUCCCCUUUGGAGGCCGGGCCGAGGAAGUCGAGCUUCCUCUCUGGAUGUGGGGCCGAGGCAUUGGAGCACUCCCUUUGGAGGACGGGUCGAGACUUAGAGGAGGCGGGGCCGAGGAAGCCCAGCUUCUACUGGCAACCCGGGGAGGCGGGACCCAGGCCUUGGAGCUCCCAACCCCUUGGUGGCGGGGCCUGGGGUUUGGAGCCCCUCCCCCUGGGCGGGGCCCAGGAGUCAGCGCUCGGGUUGGAGGCGGGGCAAACUUCCUGUGAUCGCACCGCCCCCUUACCUUUUGGCCUUUAGAAACCUAGAGGCUUUCCCACACUUCGCCGGAAGUUCUCGCAACGUUUCCGGCAGAGUUUUUAAAAGCUGACCUGGAAGCUCGGCUCCGAGUCCUCCCGAGAUCUCGGGUUGCUCUGCCUCCGGCCCCGGGAGGCUGGUCGGCCGGGAUGCGGAGCGGGUUCCUGAGCGGUGCCCGGCGCCUGUGGGCCCUCCGCGCCUUCAGCCGCACUGCGCCGCCGCCCGAGGAGCUCUUCGCCCGCGAAGGGCCUCUCCGGGCCUUCCUGGAGCGCCGUGCGGGCUCGGAGGCCGGGGCUCUGGACGCCGGGGAGCCUCAGCUGGCGGCGGCGGCUCGGCUGCUCAGCGAGAAGGAGCGGGAGUUGCGGGACACCGAGUCCUUGCUGCACGACGAGAAUGAAGAGUUAAAGAAACUUGCAGAGAGUGAGAUAGCUCUGUGUCAGAAAGAAAUAACUCAGCUGAAGCAUCAGAUCAUCUCACUUUUGGUUCCUCCAGAAGAAACAGAUGAGAGUGACUUGAUCCUGGAGGUGACUGCAGGUGUGGGUGGUCAGGAGGCCAUGCUUUUCACCUCUGAGAUGUUUGACAUGUACCAGCAGUAUGCUGCGUUUAAAAGAUGGCACUUUGAAACGCUGGAAUAUUUCCCAAGUGAACUAGGCGGCCUUAGGCAUGCGUCCGCCAGCAUUGGAGGCCCAGAAGCCUACAAACACAUGAAGUUUGAAGGAGGGGUGCACAGAGUGCAGAGAGUGCCGAGGACCGAGAAGCAAGGCCGCAUCCACACCAGCACCAUGACCGUGGCGAUUCUGCCCCAGCCUACUGAGAUCAAACUGGUGAUUAAUCCUAAAGAUUUGAGAAUUGAUACUAAGAGAGCCAGUGGAGCUGGAGGGCAGCACGUGAACACCACGGACAGCGCAGUUCGAAUAGUCCAUCUUCCCACAGGUAUUGUUUCUGAAUGCCAGCAAGAGAGAUCUCAGCUGAAGAACAGGGAGCUGGCUAUGAAAAAGUUACGUGCAAGGCUAUACAGCCUGCAUCUAGAGGAGGAAACUGCAAAAAGAUACAAUGCUAGAAAGAUCCAGGUUGGAACAAAAGGAAGAUCAGAGAAAAUAAGAACCUACAACUUUCCACAGAACAGGGUCACAGACCACAGAAUAAACAAAUCACUACAUGACCUUGAGAGCUUCAUGCAAGGAGACUGUCUUCUGGAUGGCAUGAUACAGUCACUGAAGGACUAUGCGGAUUACGAAUCUCUAGUAGAAAUGAUUUCCAGAAAAGACUAAGCUAUUGUAUAAAGCUAUUUUUUAUAUAUAGACUAGGAAAAUCCUAGAGUGAAUCCUUGUGUGCAAGUACUUAACCGGUAUUCCUGAGGAAUGUAAGUUAACAGUUUCUCGGACUCUUCUCUAUAAAAAUUAGACACAAUA
Messenger RNA from Alexandromys fortis (reed vole), 2206 nucleotides. RefSeq names its product mitochondrial translation release factor 1 like (gene Mtrf1l). The transcript is spliced from 7 exons. The record is from RefSeq and is a predicted model, not a curated record. Lineage: Eukaryota; Metazoa; Chordata; Mammalia; Rodentia; Cricetidae. Gene Ontology annotation, molecular function: translation release factor activity. Gene Ontology annotation, biological process: translational termination. Bases 944 to 2065 code for a protein of 373 amino acids.